This is a messenger RNA of Anastrepha ludens (Mexican fruit fly), 1372 nucleotides long. Its product is annotated as nicotinamide riboside kinase 1. Lineage: Eukaryota; Metazoa; Arthropoda; Insecta; Diptera; Tephritidae. Gene Ontology annotation, cellular component: cytoplasm. The coding region runs from base 1 to 1011 and encodes 336 amino acids. The transcript has a single exon. The record is from RefSeq and is a predicted model, not a curated record.
AUGCCGCAUUGGCUGGUAAUAGGUAUUUCGGGUGUAACCUGUGGUGGCAAGACAACGCUGGCACACCGGCUACGCGACUACUUUCAACAGCUGCGCGGUGGACCACUUUGGAAUUCACCCUACAUAAUGGGUGAUGUACAGUUAAUUUCGCAAGAUGAUUACUUCCUGCCAGUUGAUGAUUUACGCCACAAGUGGAAUGAUAAAUUAAACGUCAUCAAUUUUGAAUUACUAAGCUCGCUGAAUAUGAAGCAAAUGCUCUCAGACAUAAAAUGGGCCAUGAAGGGACGUUAUUUGGCUAAUGAUCCAAUGGAGAAUAUCGACUUUAUUAACGAAAUGUCCAUGUCUACUAAUUUUGAGCACUAUGCUCAACCAGUUACACAACAAUUUUUCCAUCCAAAUCACUAUAAAUUGAAUCAAUGCAGUUUAAUACAACACAACCUACAUCCGCACCAAAAUGGCCUGCAACAACAUCACCAUAUGCAUAUGCAAGCAAAUGCAACUGUUGCACAUCCUUCGCACAUAAUGCGCAUCAAUUCACAUCUGCGAGACAACAAAUUCAACUUGCUCAUUAUAGAAGGCUUCACCAUCUUUAAUGAGCCGAAGGUAUUGAAGAUGUGCAAUAUAAAAUUUCAUUUUCAUUUGCCGUAUGAAAAAUGUUAUGAACGACGCCAGAAACGCAGUUAUGACCCACCGGAUGUGACUGGAUAUUUUGAAAUAUGCGUAUGGCCACUCUAUGAGAAGAAUUUUAACGAAAUUCGCGAUAAACAAGAUGUAACAUUCCUAAAUGGUGAAUUGAGUAAAGAACGCAUUUUUAAAUUCGUGCUGCAAAAGAUAGCUAACCACUUUGAGGAACGCUGCGAUGUAGCCUGCCCGCCACCACAAAAGCUACUCGGUAUGCCGAGUUGCUUGACAAGUGGUGCCAUGGGCAUUGAGAGUUGUGGUGAUGGAAAUGCACGUUUAGCGGUCGGCAUUACAGGUAACCCGACGAAAACUUGUCCCAUGGAACAAUAGUAAGCUGGUGGAAGCAAUACUAAAAACAAAAAAAUUAAUGGUUAAUAGGAAUUACCAUUGUUAAGCCUUCUCUAAUAUUAAUUUUAAUUUAUUAUUUUUGGAAUGCCCUGAAAUUUCAUAUUGUAAAAUGUUACAGAAAUCAUACCCAGUUUCUUUAGAUGUACUAAAGUUGAAGUCGAUUUGAGUCUACUAUUCAUAAAAUAUGCAUACAUAUUAUAUUUGUAUAUUUAAGAUGAACAAUUCGUACCUUGUGCUCACACUGUAAAUAUGCGUACAAAAAUAUAAAAAAUCAUUUUUAUUAAUGAGAAUUAAUUAUAAUUAUGAAAAUAAACUAGAAAAUAAAAAAAACAUAAAUGGUAUA